Blepharisma stoltei is the source of this 384-nucleotide messenger RNA. NCBI's taxonomy places the organism in Eukaryota, Ciliophora, Heterotrichea, Heterotrichida, Blepharismidae. The record is from the annotation of a GenBank genome assembly.
AUGGAACAAACAAUUAAUCCUAGGCGGAAACCAAUGACAAGGUUAAACCUCCAAGAUACCCAACCAGUCCCACAGUUAUCUUUCUGUGAGUCUCCCAAGCAUAUACCAAAACUACGAAUUCCUUCGUCAAAUGUGAACAAAAGCGAUUAUUUAUCCCCUCGCUUGAGGAAACGAGCAGAAACUCAAAGUUUAGCCGACAUUUCCUUCAGUUUUGAUCAUGGAGAUCUAAGAACACCGAGGUGCAUCAAGGCUAACCACGGAAUCGACAUUUUGCCCAGUCCAAGAAUUAACUAUACUUCGAGGCAACAUCGAGGUUCAGUAACUUUUAUUAACAAGAGAGCAAUUGCUACCAAUUUGUUAUUAGACACUUUUCCACAUAUGUAA